Messenger RNA from Gryllus bimaculatus (two-spotted cricket), 3382 nucleotides. The record is from the annotation of a GenBank genome assembly. Lineage: Eukaryota; Metazoa; Arthropoda; Insecta; Orthoptera; Gryllidae.
GGAGACAUUUGACGCUAGGGCUUUUAGUGGCCUGACCUGUCGUAAAUUACGACUCGUAAUCAUGUGAUUGAAAUGUGUUGGAAAUAUCUUUAUUGUACGUACGAUUACAAUUACUUACAUUUAGAUCAUCUUUCCGCCGUGAUUUAGACGAAAAAUAGAAUAAGUUUUUGGAUGAAAUGUUGAAAUCUCUCAGGAAUAUUGUUAUUUGUAAUAAGCACAUUGUGUGACAGGAUGGAUGGAAAAUAUUGCUGCUUUGAUUGUGGAAAGAACUACAGAGAGACUUUGGUUUAAGUUAUCUCUUAACAAAGACGCCUCACCUUAGACUGUAUUGAAAAUAUGUUUUCAGCAAUUAGAGGCAAAAUUGUAAUGUUACAGAGGGCUCCACACAUUCGGCGAGUAGCGUGCGACCGCUCGCCGAAUCCCGCAUAGUGUGGAUGUGUCGCUUGCUAUUCGCCGAGCGACGAACAUUCGGUCCUCGCCCUAUACCCACCGCGUGUUGGUCUUUAGGAGACAUCAAAGGGAGCAAACAUUUGCCGAGCAGAUCAGCUGCUCGGUAUUGGGAGAGCUGUUGCUCGCGACUUGGCGAAUGCCGUCUACACCUGAUGCAUCUAAAUUUAAAAAUGCUUUGAAGUUAGCAAUGACAAAUCAGCGGUUGGAGCCUUCAGGAGUCAGCAACUGUGCUGUCUAGAACCUAUGAUGUUGUAGAGCUGCAGUAGAUCCAAACAAAUUUUGGUUUUGUAAUCAGAUUUAGAAAAAAUCCCAACUAAAUUUGAAACCUGUGUUAAAAGCAUAUACUGAAAUACAUACUGAAUCAAUCCCAGAGAAUGUGAUUCAGGACUAUGCUCUCUCAUAUGUGUGAGGAUGUGUUUGUAGAAGAAUGCUUCAUGAAGAAUGUCGCAAUGUGUUGUCAAAUUAAAAUUGUAUGAAUGAUUAAAUGAAUGUGAAUAUUGUACUAAAAGAACCAUAACACUUAUAAAUGCUUAUACCCUAAUGCAUCUGCAAUAAUAUUUUAUAAAGAAAUAAAUAUUUAAUGGCAAUUUUCAAAAUUACUUCACAAAGUAUAACAAAUAUUAAAGCAAAUUAUAAAUAUUUAGCCCCAGAAAGAUGUUUAUGUUGAAUGUAUAUUUGUGGAUAAAAGAAUUAAUAUUUUGAUAGACUUUUUUGAAUAAAGAACAUAAGCAAAGAGAAGUGAAAUGUGUAAGCAACAAUAGAAAAGCAAAAGUAGCAAUGAAUGAAGAAAGGUUUUUGACAACUUUAUGUGCUGUGUGCGUUUUAAUUACUUCCUUAAGUUUUACAGGAAGUUCAAACAUUCUAGAUAACUUCAAUUGUUUAAGUAAUAUAAAGAGACGGAGGAAUAUAGUAUUCUACACAUAGUAUUCUAUAUUCCUCCAUGGUAAAGAUGUGAAAAAUGCUUUAUUACAAACUGUAAAACUCCAAAAGGCGUUGUACACGUCAGGUCUCGUCACUAGGUUCGCUAGUGAGGAGUUGUUUACCAAAGCGCGCCGAAAGGUAAUGCUAAUAUAGCAUGGUAUAGACUGCUGCAGUGCAAAUGCAGACAAUCGCACAGAAUCACUCCUGAGUGUUUUCACACACGAUAGAGUGGUAGAGUGUACUGCAGUGUACUCAAGGAAGAAUUUUCUCCCUAAAGAACCACUUUAAUUUUUUCAAGAAAAUUAACUGAUCAAAUCGUGGCUACCUUUACUCUAGGAAGCUACAGCCCAAUACAUAAUUAUAAUAUAAUAUGCGCGAUCUUUAGACACGGUCGUGCUUUAGAUUCAUUCAUGAAGUAUCUGUAAAAGCCGCCUUACCAUUGCAGGAAUGUCAGACUGUGUCGAACCAGGUGUCGAACUGUGUAAAGUAAAAGAGAAGCGAAAACCGCGUCAACUGUGCAAUCUGUAUCUGCGCAGAGAGAGAUAGAGUGCGGAACCACAGAGUGGGCCAGAGGCACAUAAUCAUAAUACUCUCUGGACAUAGGUAGAGCGAGAUAGAGAAAGUGGUAACAAACAGGGUGACAGUGGGUGGACUAUGGGUCUCGUGUUACUAAUUAUCACAAUAAAUUGAAUUAUUCUCUUUAGUCGUGGUCGAAACCGGAUACGUUAAAGAUGAAUUACGCCAGUUUCGAAAAAUAUGAAUCCUAGGAUUGUACUUGUGUAUCUGUGAUCAAAAUGUAUAGAUUUCCGAUUGCCUUGUUGCGAUUUUCUCGCACGUUUUAUCUUCAGCAAAACAAUUCACCGUUAAUUCAAGGGUGUGGAUGUAUUAAGACCAGAUUAAGAUCUACAGUAUCACCCAACCAACCAAGUAACAAGAUAAGGAAAUAUGUCUUCUCUAGAUUUUUGGAAUUUGUGCAAAAUUAUUCUGCAAAGUUGGAAUCCAAGUUCCCAUCUGCCAUACGUACUUACAGAGUGUUUACAGAUGGCAUGAAGGACUUCUAUAGUGACAUGAAAGCUUUUUUAAGAAUUGCGAAGAAAGUUCGCAAAUCCAAAAUAGGAACAGCAUGUCUGACUCGCAAGGAAAUAGAAAUUUUUCAUCAGAUGCCUAGAGACAUGAAAAAAGUAGCUCCUCUCUUGGUGUUAUCUACACUUCCUUUGACGAACUACAUCAUUCUCCCUCUUGUGUUCUGCUUUCCACGACAACUGUUGUGUACCCACUUCUGGACCUUGCAGCAGCGUUUUGAAUUUGCUACCCAGGUUCAUCGGCAGCGACUCUAUAACUAUCGCCCUGUUUUUCGAGCUCUUCAAGAACAGAUUGAUGGAGAAAAUUUGCAAAAGAAUCCUCUGCAAGAGUCGUGGCGAGUGGCCCUGGAUUGUUUGGGUAGUGGAACUCACCCGACGCCAGAGGAAAUUCUAAAGUUUCUUCCACUUUUUAGUGGCUCUCCUUAUAGUUUACUGCAGAUCUAUUCAGGACAUGUGACAGCUCUUCUACGCAUGCAUGGGAUGCAUGUGGGAUUCCGAAGGCGGAAGCGAUUAGCUGAACGAGCUCAAAUGAUUCAUUGUAUGGAUCAAGCUAUCAUUCGAGAAGGAGGUCCUGAAUCCAUGACAUACGAGGAGCUUCGAUUGGCAUGUUUUAUUCGAGGUCUCAACCCUGCUAACAUGAAGACAGAAGACAUUGUGGAAUGGCUUCAAGACUGGUUGACUGUUUCACAGGAAGUGGAUAAAAAUUCAUGGUCCCUUCUCCUCCAUUGCCCAAUUCUUUUGGGUUACAACCAACCUUCAAACUGGUCUCUUCUGAAACAUCCCUAAACUCAGUGUUGUAGAUGUUUUUUGUGAAUUGUUCCCUGUACAGCAGAAUCAUAAUUGUUUAAAAUAGUGUUUUUGUAUUUCUGUUGAUUGAUGUUACUCCCAGUAUUACCAAAGAUUUAGUGCAAUAAAUAUUCACAUUGCAA